UCAUAGUAUUCACUGUGUAACCACAGUCAUAACGCUAUCAAAGGAAUAUUAUUUGAGCUCUUUUGUUUAACUUUGUGUCUAAUAUAUUUGUGUGAAAUGUUUGAUGCUAAAUUAGCAAUAAUGAAAUUAAUAGUGUAUUUGGGAACAUUGUUUAAGAAAGUUCAAGAUAAUGUUUCAUUUCUAACUGUUUACCUGCUUGAAGGAUUUUGUUACAAGAAAAUCAAGAAGUGUGUAAGUACCAGAACUGGUUCUCAUUGUGACUGGAGGAACAUGAUAUGCCAGGUGUCACGGUAACAGUGAUACUGUUCACUUUGUCUCCCUUGUUCUAUUCAUUUCUGGGAGGCUGGUUGUAAGAUAUUAUAUUACACCAGGAACUGAGCUCUAGAGAAGAAUUAAUGUCACAUCCCAAGUCUUAUGAAACAACAGUAACACUGAAAAUUCAGUUGUGCUGCUGCCUUAGUUGCAAUAAGACAUUUGAAAAGAUGCCUCACAAGCAGAGUGAAACCAAUAUAGGUUCCAUCCUGGGAUUCAUUAAUAAAAACCCAGAAUAUAAUCCAGAUCAAAUUCGAGUGCUCACACUUAAUGAUGGGGAACAUCAGGAUUCCACAUUAUAUCGUCUGCAGAAAGGCUGGAGACUGCAGUUUCGUCUUGGCCCUACUUUGUUUGGACGUCAUGUUGUUAUUUACUGUAAUCAUCCUGACUCAAUUGAGGAAGAAUUUGACAGGAAUCAGUAUAGGCCACUUCAUUGGCAGUGUGAUUCAGGAACACCAUCAGGUGAUGAUACAUCAUCAUAUGCUGAAGUGUGCAUAAGAAGAGCUGGCUCAUUCCAUUAUUACUUCAUUUAUGAAGGAAGUGAUGUUCCAGGGCCUCAAGGAUCAGGAUUUUUCACAGUUGAUCCAGUCCUGACUUAUGGCUGUGAUGAAGUUUUACCACAAGAUUGUAUUCAAUGCCAAACAGUUCUAGCUAAAUGCUUAGGACCCUUUCACACAUGGGAGAAGAAACUUCAAGUUGCAAAGGAAAGUGGCUACAAUAUGAUCCAUUUUACACCAGUACAGGAACUUGGAGGAUCCAACUCAUCUUACAGCAUUAGUGAUCAAUUAAAACUGAAUCCACUGUUCAGUGAAGAAAACAAAACAGUAACAAUAAAUGAUGUUGAAUCACUGAUCACAAAGAUGAGAGAUGAAUGGAAAGUGGUGAGCAUCUGUGAUGUAGUUUUAAACCACACUGCCAAUGAAUCCCAGUGGCUUAAAGAACAUCCAGAAUGCACCUACAAUCUAGUCAAUUCACCACAUCUUCGACCAGCAUAUCUACUCGAUGCUCUACUGCAUCAGCUUACAGUUGAAGUAGCAGAAGGAAAGUGGCAGUUUUCGGGCAUACCAUCUGAAGUAAAUUGUGAAGAACAUCUGUCAGCAAUUCGAAGUGCACUCCAUGGCUUUUUUCUUCCACAAAUUAAAGUGUCUGAGCUGUACAUGGUGGAUGUUAAUGCACUUGUAUCAGAAUUUCAGUCACUUGUAAGAAAAAGAUUACCACCAGUGCAAGUGGUUUCUCAAGAAAACAUGAAACUAAAGAUUACUCAAGAUCCCCAGUAUCGCCGAUUGAAGUCUAAUGUGGAUAUGGAAUUAGCCCUUCAGUUAUAUAAUGUAUAUAGGAGUGAUUGUUUUGAUGAAGAGACAAGGAUACGUAGGUGCACAGAGGAUUUCAAAAUGUGUCUGGAUAAAUUAAAUAAUGCCAUCCACCUGGAAGUGGAGGCACAUCUCCAGGCUGCAGUGAAUAAUACCAUUGCCAGUAUCCGGUACUUCAGAGUAGACAAGAAUGGACCACGAAUAAAACAAGUCUCUCUCAAGAAUCCAUUAGUUCCAAGGUACUUUACUGAUUAUGGAGCAGCUAACAGCUUAAAAGAAUUUGAGGAUAUUAUGUACUCAGCUGAUGCAUGCUAUAUUAUGGCCCAUAAUGGAUGGGUUAUGAAUGACGAUCCACUUCGCAAUUUUGCUUCACCAGAAAAUAAUGUUUAUUUGAGAAGAGAACUCAUUGCUUGGGGUGACAGUGUUAAAUUAAGAUAUGGUGAACGACCUGAGGACUGCCCAUUCUUGUGGCAGCGAAUGCAAGAAUAUGUGGAACAGACUGCUCGUGUAUUUGAUGGAAUUCGGUUGGACAACUGUCAUUCAACUCCAAUACCAGUUGCAGAAUAUCUUCUUGAUGCAGCUCGAAGAGUUCGUCCUGACUUGUAUGUGGUUGCUGAGCUGUUUACUAAUUCUGACCAGAAAGACAAUAUUUUUGUCAAUAGACUUGGAAUCAGUUCACUCAUUAGAGAGGCAAUGUCAGCUUGGGACUCUCACGAGGAGGGACGACUUGUGUACCGAUAUGGUGGAGAACCUGUAGGUGCUUUCCACCAACCAUCACUUCGACCACUUGUUCCAUCAGUAGCACAUGCUUUGUUUUUAGAUUUAACACAUGAUAACCCUAGUCCCAUUGACAAAAGAUCUGUGUUUGAUUUGCUUCCAAGUACUGCACUUGUGUCAAUGGCGUGCUGUGCAUCUGGUAGCAACAGAGGUUAUGAUGAACUGGUUCCACAUCAUAUUCAUGUAGUUGAUGAAUUCAGACAGUAUACUGCUUGGACUGAAGAUGAUGAUGCAUCAGAAGGUGUUGGAAUUCGCUCAGGCAUUAUUUCAGCUAAAAAGGCUUUGAACAAAUUACAUUUUGAUUUGGGAAUGUCUGGCUUUAACCAGGUAUUUGUUGAUCAAAUGGAUGCUGACAUUGUUGCUGUUACUCGGCACUGUCCUGCUACUCAUCAGUCUGUGGUUUUGGUGGCAUACACAGCGUUCCGUCAUCCAGACACGUAUUUUAAUCGUGGGUUUGUAAAACCAUUGAGAGUAGAAGGCACUGUUGAUGAGGUCAUUUUGGAAGCAUCACUUUUCCACAAGAAUGCAAAGUCUGGAGGGGGCAGAUUUCAGAAAUACGAUAACUUUGUGAAAGAUGAAAAGAGAAUAAAUGGCUUACAGGAUUAUGAAGUAGAACUGAAGGAACAUAUUCCAUUGAGUGAGUCUCAGAUGCUUCAAAUUGGAGAUUCUGGUGAUCCAAAUGUCACACAGAUAAAUUUUAAAAAUUUUCAACCUGGAUCAGUGGUUGCAAUCAAGGUUUCACUUCAUAACAAGGCAACAGAAGCCAUUAAAAAAUUGCGAAAUUUUGUAUGGCUGAGCGGGCUACCUCAGCAAGAUGCAAGCUCUCAUGAUCUAGCAACUGAACUGAGCAAUAUUGUAUCAUCACUAAGUCUUUCUGAUUUAAAUGAAGCACUGUACCGCUGUGAUAGUGAGGAACUGGAUCACGGGAAAGGAAUUGGAGUGUAUAACAUCCCAGGUUUUGGUUCUUUGGUUUACUGUGGUUUGCAAGGAUUUAUGUCACUGCUUUGUGAUAUAACGCCAAUCAAUGAUCUCGGUCAUCCAUUUUGUAACAAUCUACGGGAAGGAAACUGGAUGAUAGAUUAUAUUUCUCAUCGGCUCAAACAGUACUCAGGCACUAUUGAACUUGGUCUGUGGCUGGAGAAGAGCAUGGCACCUCUAAAAGAAAUUCCACGUUAUUUGGUGCCAAGUUAUUUUGCUGUCAUCAUUUCACUGACAUACUUGCGCUUACUAAACCAAGCAUGGAGUCUGAUGUCAUUAUUUGUUAAGGAUGGCUCAACUUUCUUGAGAGGCUUGGCACUAGGGUCUGUACAGUGUGCAUCUGUUGUGCACUCAUCACCAUUGCCACAGUUAUCACCAAAUUUAGCACCUCCAUUGCCACUAACAAGACUAGACAGUGAAGGAAAAGAAGUGCAGGCUUGUGUAACUCUUUCAGCAGGUUUACCUCAUUUUGCAACUGGUUACGUACGCAACUGGGGCAGAGACACUUUCAUUGCACUAAGAGGUCUAUUCAUCCUAACAGGCAGAUACCAAGAUGCAAGGUAUCACAUUCUUGCUUAUGCUGCUUGCUUACGCCAUGGACUUAUACCUAAUCUCUUAGAUGGAGGAAGCAAGUCUCGUUUCAAUUGUCGUGAUGCAGUAUGGUGGUGGCUGCAUUGUAUUCAUAGUUAUGUUAAUGAAGCUCCAGAUGGACAUAACAUUCUUAAAGACAAAGUGUCAAGACUUUUCCCAACAGAUGAUUCUCCAGCACUCCCAGCUGGUCAAGUUGAUCAGCCUCUCCAUGAUGUUAUGCAAGAGGCACUAAGUGUUCAUUUCCAAGGCCUUUGCUUCCGAGAGCGUAAUGCUGGUCGAAGUAUUGAUGCACAUAUGACUGACAAAGGCUUUAACAAUCAAAUAGGUGUACAUCCAGAAACAGGUUUUGUCUUUGGAGGAAACUCAUACAACUGUGGGACAUGGAUGGACAAAAUGGGUUCCAGUGAUAAGGCUGGCAACAGGGGGAAACCAGCAACCCCACGUGAUGGAAGUGCUGUAGAAAUUGUAGCACUGUGUAAAUCAACCUUAAGGUGGCUUGCAAGUCUUCAUGAACAGGGACGAUUCCCAUACAGCAGUGUACAACGGAGUAGCAAGAAUGGUACUCUAAUUACAUGGACAUACAAACAAUGGGAAGAAAAAAUUGCAACAAAUUUUGAAAAAUGUUUUUACAUUGAUGUUGAAUUAUCUCCUAAUGAGCCACGCCCAGAUUUGGUGCAUCGCCGUGGUAUAUAUAAAGAUACAUACAAAGCAAGUCAGCCUUGGGCAGAUUAUCAGCUGCGUUGCAACUUCCCUAUUGCCAUGGUUGUUGCACCAGAAAUGUUUGAGCCAAAACAUGCUUGGAUAGCAUUGAAGAAGGUAGAAGAACUGCUUCUGGGCCCACUUGGGAUGAAAACUCUUGAUCCAGCUGACUGGAACUAUUGUGGAGAUUAUGAUAAUGCUAAUGAUUCUGCUGAUCCUAAAGUGGCUCAUGGAUUCAAUUACCACCAGGGACCAGAAUGGGUGUGGCCAGUUGGAUACUUCCUUCGAGCGUGCUUACACUUUGCUCGAGAAGUUGGUGGAAUUGCUGAGUUGGAGCGUACUGCUGCACGUGUUCGAUCUAUCUUGGCCAAACAUUUCACAGUUUUACAAACAUCGCCGUGGAGAGGCCUGCCUGAACUUACAAAUAAAGAUGGGGCUUACUGUAAUCACAGUUGUCAAACACAGGCAUGGAGCAUGGCAUCCAUUAUAGAGGUGCUACAUGAUCUGAAUCAACUUCAGGAAAGCCACCCUAUCAUUCUCGACUCUUCUAGUAACUGACUGCACCUUGCGUGUGUAAAUCCAUCUAAACACCAGAGGGGGCCCAUGACUUCACACGCAUUACAUGAUGUCCCACUAACUUCUGGCCCCCCUAUUGCCCGUGCUGUUACAGCAAGUAAUGUUGUUUAUAGUGAUAGGUUCUUCAGAUUCAGGCAGCCACUAACCAGUAUUGUAUUACAAAUCCAUUGGGUGGGCUAUAAUGCACUUUCUCUUCAGUUGUGUGAGAUACCAUUAAAAGAGUACAUGCCUUUUAUAGCAAAAUGUGUUUGUGUCAGCUGCUUAAAUUUUCUAAUUAAAAAUACAUUUACAGCAGAAUCAGAAAAUAGACAGCACUCUGCUGAUUUUAGGGAGUUACCAAUGAUAAACUAUGUUCUGUUGGAUCAUUUAACAGUUAUUCAGUCUUCCCUUGACAUCCGGAGUAAUAAUCUCCAUGUUGCCAAUGAUGAAGCAGUGACAACUGUAGUACACAGAGAUACACGAAACGUUUUAGCUCGGGCUUCAGUAUUAGAAGGGAAUCCUUCAGAGAUUUUCAGCAAAUCCAAUAGAUCGGGUAACCAGGUCAGCUUUGCACAAAAAAAUAAUAAUGUUGUAAGUCCAAUGCACAGUUUUAAGUACCCAACCUACAAUCCAUUUUCUUCACAAUCAGAAAAAUGUACACUGCCACUAAAAAAUAAAGAAUUGGGUAGCUAUGUUCAUUAUAAAGAUGUUGAUGCUACAGUAGUGCUCAUUCCUGAGCAAAGAAAGAAAAGACUUGUAGAUGUGGAUUCAGAAGCACAAAUCACUAUGAAGAGUUCAGAGACCCCAUCACCAUAUGUUAUGAAGGGUUCAGAAGAAGUAGAUUGUGAUAUUUCAGAAUCUAGUAGAGCAAUAAUAACUGACAAGAAGAAGAAAUUUAAGUACCCAGGAAGUCUGCAAAUAAAAACACCAAAAAAGCUUCAAUCCAGUGCUUCAAGACGUGUCAGUGCACAAGAUGAAAUGUCAAUUUCAGUAAUUGAAUCAUAUCCACUGCCAGAGCCUCCUAGUUUGUUGUUAUUAGAGCCACUUCUUCUGAUGCAAGAUGUGAAGAAGGAAACAAAGACAAGGAAAAGGAAGGCACAGCUAACACCAUCUGAGCAACAGAAAGUUGCUCGUAUAAUGAUUUCAUAUGCUCUCGCCUUCUUCCUCCUUGCCAUUGUAACUUUUUAUGUUGUGUAUUUUGCCUAACUGAGAUGAAUGUAUGUUGAAUAAUUUUCUCAGGAAGUUAUUUAAAAUUUUAAAAGCAGACUAUUCAAAAAUAAAUAGUGCCAAUUGUAGAUUAAGUACUAGUUUUACACUUUUAUUGGGACUAAUGUUAAAAUAGUGACAUCAGGUACUUUCAUACAAAAUUAUUAACACAAAGACUUACUGAAAAUUUGUUUAAAGAAUAAAAAUGAUUCAAUUGUGUAUAUCACAACCAAGGUGAAGUCAACUAUUGCUAACUUUGUUAAUAAUAAUGAUUUUAAUUUUAUGAGGAAGAGGUGUUAACAUAUUGGAGUGUGUGUGCAUGUGUAUGUGAGGCAGGAGAGAAGAAGAGAAAACCAAAGCAGCUCACAUAAUGAAAGUAUUACAUUGCUGACUGAAAUAAACUGUUUGUUCUUAUUUCACUUCAAAAA
This is a messenger RNA of Schistocerca gregaria, 6856 nucleotides long. RefSeq names its product glycogen debranching enzyme. Lineage: Eukaryota; Metazoa; Arthropoda; Insecta; Orthoptera; Acrididae. Gene Ontology annotation, biological process: glycogen biosynthetic process; glycogen catabolic process. The transcript is spliced from 27 exons. The coding region runs from base 396 to 5225 and encodes 1609 amino acids. Gene Ontology annotation, molecular function: amylo-alpha-1,6-glucosidase activity; 4-alpha-glucanotransferase activity. The record is from RefSeq and is a predicted model, not a curated record.